Sordaria macrospora k-hell is the source of this 1131-nucleotide messenger RNA. The record is from RefSeq and is a predicted model, not a curated record. Lineage: Eukaryota; Fungi; Ascomycota; Sordariomycetes; Sordariales; Sordariaceae.
AUGACGGCUUUACAACCAUAUUUCGCGGAGGUCUGUCAAACGACCGCGGGUCUCUUGACCAGCAACACUUGCACUCCGUGUCUUUAUCACAUCCGACAUCUCACAACAUCGCUCCCGAGGAGUGCAUCACAACAUAAAAUCGCCACAAGAUCUCUCAGCUCAACAUCUUCAACAUCAACGUUGCAAAGGAGAUCAAUCCACCAAUCUCAUCGAUCUCGCUCAUCACCACCACAACAAGCAAAAGGGGCACUUCUCAAUCGCAUAAACCCCUUCCAACCAUCAUCUUCCUUCCGCCUUUACAGCACCGCACCACCAGAACCAACAAUAACCCCCAUCUUCGAGCCCGUAACCUGCACAUUCCAAUACCUCGUCGCCGACCCCCUCACCUCCUUUGCAGCCAUAAUCGACCCCGUCCUCGACUAUUCACCCCUGGAUAACUCCAUCUCUACCACCUCCGCCGACUCUUUACUCUCCGUCAUACGCUCAAAAGGCUACAAAAUCGCCUGGAUCUUGGAAACCCACGCCCACGCCGACCACCUAUCCGCUUCUUCCUACCUCCAAAAACGCAAGCGGUACGGCGUCCCAGAGGAGGAGGUCAAGUCCGUCUUCGGCCACUUGUUCGACGACGACGAGAUCUUCCACAUCGGCACCCUCUCAGCCCAAGCCAUCCAUCUCCCCGGGCACACACCCGAUCACCUAGGCUACCGCAUCGGCAACAACGUUUUCUGUGGCGACUCGCUCUUCAACGCAGACAUCGGCACCGCGCGUUGUGAUUUCCCCGGCGGGAGUGCUCACGACCUUUACCACUCCGGUCGAAAACUGCUGCAGAGUUUACCGGAGGAAGCCAAGAUCUGGACGGGCCAUGAUUAUCCGCCUGAAGACAGGAAGGAGCCAGUGCCGUGCCUGACUGUCAGGGAGCAUAGGGAGAGGAAUAAGCAUUUGCGGGAUGGGAUUACGGAGGAGGAGUUUGUGAAGGCUAGGCAGGAGAGGGAUCGCAGCUUGGCGGCGCCGAGGCUGUUGCAUCAGAGUUUGCAGGUUAAUAUCAGGGCGGGGAAGUUGCCGGGGGAGAAUGAGAAGGGGUUGAGGUUGUUGCAUUUGCCGGUUAAGAUCAAGACGGAUAAGAAGUGGUGA